AUGUCUUACAGCAAUAAACCAGAUUGGAUGAAUUGGAUUGAAGAAGCUAUUUCAAAAAAACGUAUUAAACAAUAUGAUUAUAAAGACUUUUCUAACUUUAAAGUAAUUAGCGACAGAGGCUUCGGAAAGGUUUAUCGAGCAAACUGGAAAAAUCCUCGUAAUACUUUAGCAUUAAAAUCUCUCAACGACUCUACAGCUGAAAAAAUUGUUUACGAGCUUAAAAUUCAGCGUGAAGUACAUUUUUAUGAUAAUAUUAUAAAAUUCCAUGGUGUUACAAUAAAUAAACAAAAUUAUAGUCCGAUGAAAUAUAUGUUGGUAAUGGAAUAUGCCGACAGCGGUACUCUUCGAAAAUAUCUAGAAAAGAAUAUCGGUAAUCUCACAUGGAAUGAUAAAUUCAAAAUGGCACAUCAAUUAGCUUGCGCUAUAUCAUGCUUACAUGAUGAGAAGAUUAUUCAUCGUGAUUUGCACUCGAGCAACGUGUUAGUCCAUCAAAAUAAUAUCAAAUUGGCUGAUUUUGGAUUAUCAAAAAAUAUUGAUGACAAACAAUAUGGUGUAAUUCCUUAUAUUGAUCCUAAAAAAUUCUCCAAAGAUUCAUACUCUCUGAACCAAAAGAGUGAUGUUUAUAGUAUUGGUGUGCUUCUAUGGGAAAUAUCAAGUUGUCGGCCACCUUUCAAAGACGAAUCUAAUCAACAUAGAUUACUGAAUCAGAUUUUGCAAGGUCUUAGAGAAACACCUAUUCCUAAUACACCUAAGGAUUAUGAAAAACUUUAUACCGAUUGUUGGAAACCUGAAUCAUAUGAUCGUCCAACUAUUCACGAUGUAGUUGCUAGACUAGAAGCAAUUAUUAGUAAAAUCACAAAAUAUUGGACACCUCCUAUUAAUAAUUCAUCCCAUUCAUCACGUAAUCAUCCAUCACUUUCAUCACAUAGUAAUCCAUCACUUUCAUCACGCAAUAAUUCAUCGCUUUCAUCACGUAAUGAUUCAUCGCUUUCAUCGCGUAAUAAUUCAUCGCUUUCAUCAUGUAAUGAUUCAUCACUUUCAUCACGUAAUGAUUCAUCGCUUUCAUCACGUAAUAAUUCAUCGAUUUCAUCACGUAAUGAUUCAUCACUUUCAUCACGUAAUAAUUCAUCGAUUUCAUCACGUAAUGAUUCAUCACUUUCAUCACGUAAUAAUUCAUCGCUUUCAUCACGUAAUGAUUCAUCGAUUUCAUCACGUAAUAAUUCAUCACUUUCAUCACGUAAUGAUUCAUCGCUUUCAUCACGUAAUAAUUCAUCACUUUCAUCACGUAAUGAUUCAUCGCUUUCAUCACUUAAUAAUUCAUCGAUUUCAUCACGUAAUGAUUCAUCGCUUUCAUCACGUAAUAAUUCAUCACUUUCAUCACCUAAUAAUUCAUCACUUUCAUCACGUAAUGAUUUGUCACAAAGUUUCAAACAAAAAGGAUCUAAAUCUAAGAAAGAUGUAGUUGAUGGAAUAGCUACUCUUCCUUAUAAGUUAUAUGAUGGAAAUAAAAAACAGAGAAUUCUUGAUUACCUUGAGGAUCAUCAUGUGACCUCAAUAGAAAUUUUUGACUGGUUAUUAAAUAAUCAAAAUUAUCCAAAUUCUCUUCUUGUGUUGGGAGAUUUUUAUUAUUUAGGAAUUGCAACUAUGGUUGACAAGAAAAAGGCUUAUAAUUUUUAUGAGAGAGCAGGAGAUGGAGAUGAUGGACUAAGCAUAGCUCAAUACAAUCUUGGAGUUAUGUAUGAAAUUGAUAAAUUAGGCGACACAUUUGCAGCAAUGUAUUGGUAUAAUAAAUCAGCUAAACAGGGAAACCAUAUAGCUUGGGAAGGUUUAAAUAGAUUACGAAAUGCUCCAAAUAAGAUUAUUACUGCAAAUAGUAUUGAUAAAUUUAAUGAUACGAGUAUUUUUUUUUCACUUUUUAAAUAA
This is a messenger RNA of Rhizophagus irregularis DAOM 181602=DAOM 197198, 1923 nucleotides long. RefSeq lists its product as uncharacterized. Gene Ontology annotation, biological process: immune response; protein phosphorylation; positive regulation of canonical NF-kappaB signal transduction. The record is from RefSeq and is a predicted model, not a curated record. NCBI's taxonomy places the organism in Eukaryota, Fungi, Glomeromycota, Glomeromycetes, Glomerales, Glomeraceae. Gene Ontology annotation, molecular function: protein binding; MAP kinase kinase kinase activity; ATP binding.